AUGAUAUCACCUAAAGGUCCACGACCAACCAGACCAACAAAAUCUCCAUUACCUCCACAACCACAAGCUUAUUAUUCACCACCCAGAACACCAGCCGAAAUCAGAACACCUCCACCUUCUCCUGACUUGGCGAAAGAACGCGAUCUUGAUACAGAUGCUUAUCUAGCUAGAUUAAUAGCCCGACAUCCCGAUUUACCUCCACUGCCACCAGAGGUAAAGGUAGGUACCUUACCUACACCACCAAUGACUCCCCCUCGACGACCAGGAGGCAUACCAGGUUGGCCAGAUUCACCUGAACGGCCUUUACCACCUACUCCUCCCAUUCAUCAAAUGCCCUUAUCUUUUCAAAUGCUUGACUGGGGAGAACCUCCUGAUUUAUACGAAACUUUUGAAGAACCUGAAACUCCUCCAUUUCAAGCACCGGAUGUUACUGAUAAAGAUAUAUCUGAUUUUCUUAUGCCCAAUUUUCUAGCUUCACCUCCACGUACAAUGGCAGGUCCUGAUUUUCCGUCUACACCCCCACGUCCUAUACCUAGGCCGAAAUGGAUGGAAACCCAUCUUCUUCUGCGGUGA
This is a messenger RNA of Diabrotica balteata, 573 nucleotides long. The record is from the annotation of a GenBank genome assembly. NCBI's taxonomy places the organism in Eukaryota, Metazoa, Arthropoda, Insecta, Coleoptera, Chrysomelidae.